CAAUGGAAAAGGUGUUUUCAAGCUUUUAAGCUGGAAUUUCUGCGUGUGUGUGUGGAAAAUAUGUUUACAAAUAAGAAAUUGGGCGACUGAGGAAAGAGAAAUAAAUGCGCUGUGAGCUUUACAGAGUGGACUGAGCUUUUAAUUUAAUUCCAUAUUGAGGAUUGGGAGAUUGAGGUGUUUUUGGUCUCGUGACUGGAUCAUUCCUUUGCCUGAUAUAAAAGUGGAAGUAAAUUGAAUCAGUUAAUGAUUCCUGUUUUUCAUUUUUUCACUCAAAAGUAUUGAUGAUGGUUUCGUCCGAUCGGCUGUUCAACAGGCAAAGAACUGUUCAUCAGAUUCUCGGCGGAGGUCUCGUUGCAGAUGUAAUUCUAUGGAGACGGAAGGAUCUGACUGUUCGAAUUUUAGUGGUGACUUUGGCUGCUUGGGUGGUUUUCGAGAUAUCAGGUUACACUCUUCUGUCACUGUUUUCAAGUGUGUUCCUGCUCCUCUUCACCAUUCUGUUUCUGUGGGCAAAAUCUGCAGCAAUUUUGAACAGACCACCUCCGCCUCUACCACAUUUGUAUCUCUCGGAAGAACUUGUAAAUGAAGCAGCUACCAUUAUUCGCAGCCAUGUAAACAAUGUGCUCUUAGUGUCACAAGAUAUUGCCCAUGGAAGGGACUCGAAGAUGUUCAUCACAGCAGCUCUUGGUCUUUUGGCAACAUCGAUUCUCGGAAGCCUCACCGAUCUCCUUACCUUGGGCUACAUUAGUCUUGUCAUUGUUCUUACAAUCCCGGCACUGUACGAAAAAUUUGAAGAUCGAAUCGAAACAUUCGCAACAUCUUGGUAUAGAAAAAUGAGGCAUCUCUUGGUGGGCUUGGAUAUGAAGGUUCAUAAAUGGAUAUUAGAGAUGAAGAAACUGCAGUGAUGGUUAGAAAUUCUUUAACCCUCCUUUAAAUCUGUUCUUUACAUUUGCUUGCCUGAAUCUGAUUUUUUUUUUUUUUUUUUUAAUUAUUAAAUAUUUUUGGUUUUAUUAUUCCUAAUGUUCUUACUCUUAAUAAUUAUUUUUGUUUUUCUUGAAUGAAAAGGGUAUAGCACAAAAAGUGGU
Messenger RNA from Andrographis paniculata, 1082 nucleotides. RefSeq names its product reticulon-like protein B12. The record is from RefSeq and is a predicted model, not a curated record. The transcript is spliced from 4 exons. The coding region runs from base 282 to 902 and encodes 206 amino acids. NCBI's taxonomy places the organism in Eukaryota, Viridiplantae, Streptophyta, Magnoliopsida, Lamiales, Acanthaceae.